This is a messenger RNA of Pristis pectinata (smalltooth sawfish), 2136 nucleotides long. Its product is annotated as isocitrate dehydrogenase [NADP], mitochondrial-like. NCBI's taxonomy places the organism in Eukaryota, Metazoa, Chordata, Chondrichthyes, Rhinopristiformes, Pristidae. Gene Ontology annotation, biological process: isocitrate metabolic process. Gene Ontology annotation, molecular function: NAD binding; isocitrate dehydrogenase (NADP+) activity; magnesium ion binding. The coding region runs from base 303 to 1766 and encodes 487 amino acids. The transcript has 11 exons. The record is from RefSeq and is a predicted model, not a curated record. Gene Ontology annotation, cellular component: mitochondrion.
AGUGUUGCUAAUGUAAAAGUAGAAAGCACAUUUGUGACAUUUCUGUCAUAUUUAAUUGCUCUUAAACUCUGAGGCUGGACUGAUGCUAGUGUAGAUAUUAUGGCUCAAUAAUAGAUGAGGAAACGUGCUCUGAUGUUAAAGAAAGAAAAACAGAAAACGCUGGAGGUACUCAGCCAUUGAGGCAAGACUUGUGAAGAGAGAAACAUGGUUAUUGUUGCCAUGAACCUUCAAAUCUGAUGCGUUUUAUCAGGUCUUGGCCUCGUUGACCCAGCAAAGUCCUCUUCAUUAACGUAUGAGGGGCUAUGCCAACUUUGGGAAAGCUAUGGAACAAACCAGUCAGGCAAUGGGCUCGGAGAUUUACCCUGUCACCUGAUACCCUAGGCUCCUCCAUGGCCAUCCUCAGGUACCUGAUGUCCCGCCAAGGGGAGGGACGACCACUGAUGCCAAGGCACGUAAUGCAGUCAGGAAGCAUACAUUCCAUGAUAAGAUGCAUUCUGAAGGUGCUGAUCAGCCAAAACACAAGAGAUGCUAAAAAACGAGUCAAAGCAGAAAAUCCUGUUGUAGAAAUGGAUGGAGAUGAAAUGACCAGAGUGAUUUGGAGUUUCGUUAAAGAAAAGCUUAUUCUGCCUAAUGUUAACGUGGAGUUGAAAUACUUUGAUCUUGGUCUCCCCAGUCGAGAUAAAACAGAGGACCAGGUGACCAUUGAGUCUGCGUUGGCGACACAAAAAUAUGGAGUUGCAGUGAAGUGUGCCACCAUUACACCAGAUGAAGCCCGUGUGGAAGAGUUCGGACUGACACAAAUGUGGAAAAGCCCAAAUGGGACCAUUCGAAAUAUUUUAGGUGGCACAGUUUUCAGAGAACCGAUUAUUUGCAAAAACAUCCCACGACUUGUUCCUGGCUGGGUGAAACCAAUCACAAUAGGACGACAUGCAUAUGGAGAUCAGUAUCGAGCCAUUGAUUUCGUCAUGGACAAACCAGGCAACUUCAAACUUGUCUUCAUACCCAAGGAUGGAAGCAGAUCCCUUGAAUGGAAUGUGUUUGACUUUCCUGGUGGAGGGGUGGGAAUGGGAAUGUACAACACUGAUGAGUCUAUUACAGGAUUUGCACACAGCUGCUUCCAAUAUGCCCUAUCCAAGAAAUGGCCUCUUUACAUGAGUACCAAAAAUACCAUUAUGAAGGCAUAUGAUGGAAGGUUUAAGGAGAUAUUCCAGGAUAUUUUUGAGGAUAACUAUAAAGCAACUUUUGAUAAGUUGGGUAUCUGGUAUGAGCACCGAUUGAUCGAUGACAUGGUGGCACAGAUGUUGAAGUCCUCGGGAGGUUUUGUCUGGGCUUGUAAGAACUAUGAUGGAGAUGUUCAGUCUGACAUUCUGGCGCAAGGAUUUGGUUCUCUUGGGCUGAUGACAUCAGUGCUGGUUUGUCCAGAUGGGAAAACAAUCGAAGCCGAAGCUGCUCAUGGAACAGUUACUCGCCAUUACAGAGAGCACCAGAAGGGCAAACCCACCAGCACAAAUCCAAUAGCCAGCAUAUUUGCCUGGACUCGAGGGCUGGAGCACAGAGCAAAACUUGACAGCAAUCAGCAACUUAAGCAGUUUUCUGACAUACUAGAGCAGGUGUGUGUUGAAACUGUGGAGAGUGGUAUCAUGACAAAGGACCUGGCUGCUUGCAUUUAUGGACUUCAGAAUAUAAAGCCAGGGCAGCAUUACGUGUACACUGAAGAAUUUCUUGAUGUCAUCAAGGAAAACCUAGACAAGAAGUUGAGUCAUUGAAACAGACCAAGAACAAUAAAGAAUCUUCUAAAUUCUUUCCAGGCUGCUAGUUACUAUGCUGAAGCCGACAUUUACUCCAGCUGUAGGGCUUUCUUGAUUGGAAGUGAAAUGACAUUUAUUAUUAUCAUAUGUUAAUUUGAACAUGUUUAUUUUAAUUUCAAAAAUAUUCAGUUUCAACAACUGCCUAUAAUUCCGUCCUUUGUUUCAGUAGUUUGCCUGAAACCUCUGUUUUGUAUCAUUGUCAAAGCCUGUCACACGAAAGCAAAUCUGAAAGUAACAAAUUCUCAGUGCCAUUUGAAAGUUUGGUAACCAAUGGAACAUGGAUAAUUUGUAGAUUUUUGUGAAUUAAAAAGGAAUAGUGUGCUUUGUA